Molecule: messenger RNA, 2769 nt
Organism: Desarmillaria tabescens
Lineage: Eukaryota; Fungi; Basidiomycota; Agaricomycetes; Agaricales; Physalacriaceae
Product: glycoside hydrolase family 3 protein
Exons: 18
Coding region: 27-2567 (846 amino acids)
Biological process (GO): glucan catabolic process
Molecular function (GO): beta-glucosidase activity
Source: RefSeq, a predicted model, not a curated record
UUAGUUUGAAACACCCCACGAUAACCAUGACUUUCAAUGUUGAUGAAACACUACUAAAACUCACCCUCAAUGACAAAGUCAAGCUUCUGACAGGACUGGGAUGGUGGCAUACUGAAGCGAUUCCACAUGCAAACAUUGAGUCAAUGAGAAUGAGCGAUGGUCCCAAUGGCGUUCGUGGUACUCAGUACUUCAAUGGCGUGCCGUCGAGCUGCUUUCCUUCGUCCACCGGCCUCGGAUCAUCCUUCGACCUGGAGCUUGCAUACAAGAUCGGUGAAGCCCUUGGAGACGAGUGUCGCGCCAAGAGCUGCCACAUACUCCUUGCACCAACUGUCAACACCCAACGUUCUCCACUUGGUGGAAGGGGUUUCGAGUCGUUUUCUGAGGACGGCGUCUUGAACGGGGAAAUCGCUGCUGCGUAUAUAAACGGUUUACAAUCGAAAGGCGUUAGUGCUACCAUCAAGCACUAUGUCGCCAACGAUCAAGAGCAUGAGAGAUUUUCUGUGAGCAGCGAAGUGAGCGAGCGAGCUCUCCGAGAAAUCUAUCUUAAGCCUUUCCAAAUUGCGAUUCGCAAAUCUGACCCGUGGGCCCUUAUGUCAUCAUACAAUCGUGUCAAUGGCCUUCAUGUUUCUGAAGAUAAACGUCUGCUUGACGACAUACUAAGGAAGGAAUGGGGAUACAAGGGCUUAAUUAUGAGCGACUGGACCGGUGUUUACAGCACUGUUGAAAGCAUCAAGGCAGGAGUUGAUCUGGAAAUGCCCGGUCCAAGCGUUGUUCGCGGCCCAGCCGUUCUUCGCGCGAUUCAAGCAGGAAAACUUGUUGACAACGAUAUCAAUGAUCGGGUCCGAAAGGUUCUCGAACUCCUGCGCAAGGCUCAUAAUUCAGGUAUCUCGUUUAAUGGCCUAGAGGAAGGCGUCGACACACCGGAGUUACGCAAACUCCUGCGACGAGCCGCGGCUGAUUCAGUAGUGCUCCUGAAGAACAAGGCUGGUCUCCUUCCUUUAAGCGCUCCAACAUCCAUCGCGGUAAUAGGGCCUAACGCGAAAACAGCCAUGACUUCUGGAGGCGGCUCGGCGCAGUUGUUGUCUACUUAUACUGUCAGCCCCCUUCAGGGUAUCAUUGAGGCGGCGAAAGCCGUAAAUGCGCAAGUUAAUUAUACAGUUGGCGCCACAUCUCAUAAAUUGCUGCCUUUGUUGGAUGCAUCCAUCAAACAGCAGGACGGCACGCCUGGGGCCCUCUUGGAAUUCUGGAAUGAACCUCCCACGCCUGACUUCAUAUCACCACAAGCCGACCUGAAUUCGUCAUUGAAGCAGCCCGUAUGGGAUACAAAGACUUCGGUUUCUAAUUGUAUCCUCCUUGAUGGUGUGAAAGCAGAGAAGGUCAGCACAAGUUGCUGGACCCGCUACUCCACGACUUUUAUUCCUGACGAAUCCGGUGACUGGGAGUUUGGCAUGAACGUUUCUGGAAUCGGAAAUAUGUUCAUUGACAAAAAAAUCGUAAUCGACCAGAGCACCAAGACAGAGUAUUCAAAGUCCUUCUUUGGUGCAGGAUCGACAGAAGUUAGGGCCAUCGUUGAAGGAAUGAAAGCUGGUCAGGAGUAUGGACUUGAAGUUCGUCUGAGCAAUGUCGAGUUCAUUGCAAGGGGACCUCCGUUCCCUUAUUGGGGCGGUUUCCGGUUAGGUGGUAUACGUGUUGUUGGAGGGCAGGAAGCCAUUCAGGAGGCCGAGGCGUUAGCCAGGGCUUCGGAUGUUGUUAUUCUUUUGAUCGGCCUCAAUCAUGACUGGGAAAGCGAAGGUUUCGACCGGGAUCACAUGAAAUUGCCGGGAUUGACGAACGAUUUGGUCUCUAAAGUUCUACAAGCCAACCCGAGAACUGUCGUUGUGAAUCAGUCAGGGACACCCGUAGAGAUGCCUUGGAUUGACGACGCCGAUACUGUGCUCCAGGCCUUCUAUGGGGGUAAUGAAUUGGGCAACGGCUUAGCUGACGUGCUAUUUGGAAAAGUCAAUCCCUCAGCCAAAUUGUCGCUUACAUUCCCCAAACGUCUUGAGGAUAAUCCAUCUUAUCCUUCGUUUGGCAACAAGUGCCAGGAACAUGGGAAAGUCUUGUACAACGAGGGUAUCUUUGUUGGAUACCGAGGAUAUGAGAUCAAGAAGACCGCGCCUCUUUUCCCGUUCGGCUUCGGCCUAUCGUACUCAAAGUUUGACUAUUCUGAUCUGAGCUGUUCAGAAAUAUCUCCCGACGGGAAAUUUAGCGUACAAUUCAAGAUCACGAACUCCAGUGGCAUUGACGGACGGGAGGUCGCGCAAAUAUACAUCUCUGAUGUGGAAAGCUCUUUGCCUCGUCCAGCGAAGGAGCUCAAGGGGUUUGUAAAGGAAAUGUUGAAAGCAGGAGAAACCAAGGUUAUAAUUUUUUCCCUUGACAGAGAUGCAUUGGGAUACUAUGACGACCGCAAAUCGAGUUGGAUAGCUGAGAAGGGCGAAUUUGUUGUGCUCGUGGGACCGUCGUCGGCAGAUGUCAGGAUGGAAAGAAGCAUUGAAUUGAAGAACACCUUCAGCUGGGUGGGACUGUAGGCUGAAUAUGUAUCCUGACAAGGCUACUUAUAAUGCGGUGCCCGUACUCAUGUUAAAUAUAGCUCUUUUACUUCGCAGAUUUACGAAGUUACCGGUCCAAAGCCGGAGCGAAUCGGUGCCGGCCUGAUUGAGUGCACGGUAGCCGAGUUGAUAUUUUCGCAUAUUCAUGCAAUUUUGCUGUCGUAUAUUUCUUAUCUGCAAC